This is a messenger RNA of Megalobrama amblycephala (Wuchang bream), 4596 nucleotides long. RefSeq names its product enolase 3, (beta, muscle) (gene eno3). The record is from RefSeq and is a predicted model, not a curated record. Gene Ontology annotation, molecular function: magnesium ion binding; phosphopyruvate hydratase activity. The transcript is spliced from 10 exons. Gene Ontology annotation, cellular component: phosphopyruvate hydratase complex. Gene Ontology annotation, biological process: glycolytic process. The coding region runs from base 142 to 1212 and encodes 356 amino acids. Lineage: Eukaryota; Metazoa; Chordata; Actinopteri; Cypriniformes; Xenocyprididae.
GUUUUUAGACGCUCCCUAAGGUUUCUCCCAUAUACGGGGACGUUGUUGAGAGACCGUCUAUAAAUUGCGCUGCGGCAGAAGGAGCGCGCACUCACACCCUGUCAAACGCCGAGACUGACACCGACCCGGUUCGCCCUCAGGAUGUCCAUCAGUAAGAUUCACGCUCGUGAAAUCCUCGACUCUAGAGGAAAUCCCACUGUUGAAGUAGAUCUUUACACAAGUAAAGGUCGUUUCCGGGCGGCUGUUCCCAGCGGCGCUUCCACUGGAGUUCAUGAGGCUCUGGAGCUCCGAGAUGGAGACAAAACCCGUUACCUGGGCAAAGGUACCCAGAAGGCCGUGGACCAUGUGAACAAGGAGAUCGCUCCCAAACUGAUUGAGAAGAAGUUCAGUGUCGUUGACCAGGAGAAAAUUGACAAGUUCAUGCUGGAACUUGAUGGAACCGAGAACAAAUCUAAGUUUGGUGCUAACGCUAUCCUGGGUGUGAGUCUGGCCGUGUGUAAGGCCGGCGCCGCUGAGAAGGGAGUCCCGCUGUACCGCCACAUCGCCGACCUCGCCGGAAACAAAGACGUGAUCCUCCCCGUACCCGCGUUUAACGUCAUCAACGGAGGCUCUCACGCCGGCAACAAACUGGCCAUGCAGGAGUUCAUGAUCCUCCCCGUGGGCGCCAAGAACUUCCACGAGGCCAUGAGGAUCGGUGCCGAGGUUUACCACAACCUGAAGAACGUCAUCAAAGCCAAAUACGGCAAAGACGCCACCAAUGUAGGAGACGAGGGCGGUUUCGCACCCAACAUCCUCGAGAACAACGAGGCUCUUGAGCUGUUGAAGUCCGCCAUCGAGAAGGCCGGCUAUCCUGAUAAGAUCAUCAUCGGCAUGGAUGUUGCAGCAUCAGAGUUCUUCAAGAGCGGAAAAUAUGAUCUGGACUUCAAGUCACCUGAUGACCCCAAGCGCCACAUCACUGGAGAGCAGCUGGGAGAUCUAUACAAGAGCUUCAUUAAGAACUACCCAGUCCAGUCCAUUGAGGAUCCAUUUGACCAGGAUGACUGGGAGAACUGGAGCAAGUUUACGGGAUCUGUUGAUAUCCAGGUGGUGGGAGAUGAUCUGACUGUGACAAACCCCAAACGCAUCCAGCAGGCGUGUGAGAAGAAGGCCUGCAACUGCCUCCUGCUUAAAGUCAACCAGAUCGGCUCUGUCACCGAGUCCAUCCAGGCGUGAGUAUAUAGCGCAGCCUCCUCGCAGAGCUGCACCGCAGGGCCCAUUACGGCCUCCUCGCAGAGCUGCACCGCAGGGCCCAUUACGGCCUCCUCGCAGAGCUGCACCGCAGGGCCCAUUACGGCCUCCUCGCAGAGCUGCACCACAGGGCCCAUUAUGGCCUCCUCACAGAGCUGCACCGCAGGGCCCAUUACGGCCUCCUCGCAGAGCUGCACCACAGGGCUCAUUACGGCCUUCUCGCAGAGCUGCACCGCAGGGCCCAUUACGGCCUCCUCGCAGAGCUGCACCACAGGGCCCAUUAUGGCCUCCUCACAGAGCUGCACCGCAGGGCCCAUUACCGCCUCCUCGCAGAGCUGCACCACAGGGCUCAUUAUGGCCUUCUCGCAGAGCUGCACCACAGGGCAAAAUUCAUCAAUUAUAAAACUAAUUCUAUUCAGUUCAGUAUUGAUUCAAUUCAGUUGAAUAAUAGUGUCAAUGUUGCAAAAUUCAUCAAUUAUGAAAGAAAUUCAGUUCAUUUUCUGCUGUAAAUCAGUUCUACAGAAUUCAAUAGUGUCAUUAUUCAUCUCAAUUCAGUUCAAUGUUGAUUCGAUUCAGUUCAGUUAGUAUUAAUGUUGCAAAGUUAAUUAUGAAAUUUAGUUCAGUGUUAAUUCAGUUCAGUUCAAUAACCAUGUCGAUGCUUCAAAAUUCAUCCGUUAUGGAACUAAUUCAGUUCAGCGUUGAUUUGAUUGUUCAAUAAUAGUGUUGAUGCAAAAUUCAUCAUGAAAUUAAUUUGAUUCAGUUCAGUAAUUAUUAAUGUUGCAAAAUUAAUCAAUUAUGAAACUAAUUGAGUUCAGUAUUGAUUCGAUUCAGUUCAAUAAGUGUCAAUGUUGCAAAAUUCAUCAAUUAUGAAAGGAAUUCAGUUCCGUAUUGACACUUAUUGAACUGAAUUGAAUCAAUGUUGCAAAAUUCAUCAAUUAUGAAAGGAAUUCAAUUCAUUUUCUGCUGUAAAUCAGUUCAACAGAAUUCAAUAGUGUCAUUAUUCAGCUCAAUUUAGUUAAAUGUUGAUUUGAUUCAGUUCAAUAACCAUCUGAAACUAAUUCAAUUCAGAAUUAAUUCAGUGUCAGUUGCAAAAUUCAUCAAUUAUGAAGUGAAUUCAGUUCAGUAUUGAUUCGAUUCAGUUCAAUAAGUGUCAAUGUUGCAAAAUUCAUCAAUUAUGAAGAGAAAUUCAAUUCAUUUUCUGCUGAAAAUCAGUUCUACAGAAUUCAAGUGCCGUCAUUCAGCUCAAUUCAGUUCAAUAACCAAAAUUCAUCAAUUAUGAAAGAAAUUCAACUCGGUUCAGUAUUGCUUCAAUUCACUAAUAGUCAGUGUUGCAAAAUUAAUCAAUUAUGAAAGGAAUUCAAUUCAUUUUCUGUUGAAAAUCAGUUCUAAGAAUUUAAUAGUGUCAGUAUUCAGCUCAAUUUAGUUCAAUGUUGAUUCAAUUCAGUUCCAUAACCAUCUGCUUCCAAAUUCAUCAAUUAUGAAAAUAAUUCAAUUCAGUUGUCGAUUCGAUUCAGUUUAAUAAGUGUUAAUGAUGCAAAAUUCAUCAUUAAACGAAUGAUUCAGUUCAAUGUUAAUUAAAUUCAGUUUAAUAAGUGUCAGUGUUGCAAAAUUCAUUAAUUAUGAAGUGAAUUCAGUUCAGUAUUGAUUCGAUUCGGUUCAAUAACGGUAUCAAUGUUGCAAAAUUCAUCAAUUAUGAAAGGAAUUCAAUUCAUUUUCUGCUGAAAAUCAGUUCUACAGAAUUCAAUAGUGUCAUUAUUCAGCUCAAUUUAGUUCAAUGUUGAUUCAAUUCAGUUCAAUAACCAUCUGCUCCCAAAUUCAUCAAUUAUGAAAAUAAUUCAAUUCAGUUGUCGAUUCGAUUCAGUUUAAUAAGUGUUAAUGUUGCAAAAUUCAUCAAUUAUGAAAGAAAUUCAACUGCUGAAUUCAAACGAAAUUCAAAUGCUGUUUCUGCAGUAAAUCAGUUCUACAGAAUUCAGUGGUGUCAUUCAGCUCAAUUCAGUUCAAUAAUCGUGUUAAUGUUCCAAAAUUCAUCAAUUAUGAAAGAAAUUCAACUCAGUUCAGUAUUGCUUCAAUUCACUAAUAGUCAGUGUUGCAAAAUUCAUCAAUUAUGAAAGGAAUUCAAUUCAUUUUCUGCUGAAAAUCAGUUCUAAGAAUUCAAUAGUGUCAUUAUUCAGCUCAAUUUAGUUCAAUGUUGAUUCAAUUCAGUUCAAUAAUCAUCUGCUCCAAAAUUCAUCAAUUAUGAAACUAAUUCAAUUCAGUUGUUGAUUCGAUUCAGUUCAGUAAGUGUUAAUGAUGCAAAAUUCAUAAUUAAACGAAUGAUUCAGUUCAAUGUUAAUUAAAUUCAGUUUAAUAAGUGUCAAUGUUGCAAAAUUCAUCAAUUAUAAAGUGAAUUCAGUUCAGUAUUGAUUCGAUUCAGUUCAAUAACAGUGUCAAUGUUGCAAAAUUCAUCAACUAUGAAGAGAAAUUCAAUUCAUUUUCUGCUGAAAAUCAGUUCUACAGAAUUCAAGUGUCGUCAUUCAGCUCAAUUCAGUUCAAUAACCAUUUGCUUCAAAAUUCAUCAUGAAACAAAUCUGAUUCAGUUCAGUUUAAUAAGUGUUAAUGUUCCAAAUCAAUUAUUUAUGAAAAAUUCAACUCAGUUCAGUAUUGCUUCAAUUCACUUCACUAAUAGUCAGUGUUGCAAAAUUCAUCAAUUAUGAAAGGAAUUCAAUUCAUUUUCUGCUGAAAAUCAGUUCUACAGAAUUCAAUAGUGUCAUUAUUCAGCUCAAUUCAGUUCAAUAACCAUCUGCUCCAAAAUUCAUCAAUUAUGAAACUAAUUCAAUUCAGUUGUUGAUUCGAUUAGUUCAGUAAGUGUUGAUGAUGCAAAAUUCAUCAAACGAAUGAUUCAGUUCAAUGUUAAUUAAAUUCGGUUUAAUAAGUGUCAAUGUUGCGAAAUUCAUCAAUUAUGAAAGAAAUUCAACUGCUGAAUUCAAAAGAAAUUCAAAUGCUGUUUCUGCUGUAAAUCAAUUCUACAGAAUUCAGUGGUGUCAUUCAGCUCAAUUCAGUUCGAUAAUCGUGUUAAUGUUGCAAAAUUCAUGAAUUAUGAAAUGAAUUUGAUUCAGUUCGGUGUUGAUUCAAUUCAGUUGUAUAAUAGUGUUAAGGUUGCAAAAUUCAGUUUCUGCUGUAAAGCGGUUAUAUUCAGCUCAAUUUAGUUCAAUGUUGAAUCAGUUCAAUCAAUAUUCAACGGUGUCAGUGAUGCAAAUUUCCUCAAUAAUGAACAAACUCAAUUCAACAGAUCUGUUUUACAGCUAUAAAUCUGUCUGUGUCUGUAGUUGUAAACUGGCUCAGUCUAAUGGUUGGGGUGUGAUGGUGAGCCAUCGCUCCGGCGAGACCGAG